AUGGCGUCCCUACCAGCGCCAACGCCCAUCACGGAAUGGCCAGACUACGCUGUUGAUCCCAAUGGCGGUAACGUCAUGACGACUGACCUCAACGCGCUCUACGACAAGGGCGACCUCUGUUGGAUGCAAAUCACCCCAGCAAUCGGUUUCCUCUACGCCGGCAUGCACCGCCGCAAAGCAGCACUCACCAUGAUUUUCCAAUCCCUCUUCUGCGCCUGCGCCGUCGGCAUCCAAUUCUGGGUCUACGGCUACUCACUCUACCAAUCCCACACCACUAACCCCUUCAUCGGAGACCUGUCAAAAGCCGGUCUGCACAAUACGCUGGGGUAUCCGUCGCUCGCUAAUGCUGAUAUACCGGAUAUUCUUUAUGCGUGCUUUGGUUUCACCUUCGUGACGUGUACGGCCAUGAUUCUAGCCGGGGCGAUGUUAGAGCGCGGCCGGCUUUUCCCAUCUAUGCUUUUCCUGCUCUGCUGGACGACGUUUGUGUACUAUGUUUUGGCGUACGCGGAGUGGAACCCUAGUGGCUGGUUGUAUAAACUCGGUGUUUACGACUUUGCGGGAUCAGGUCCGGUGCAUAUUGCUUCGGGGUUUUCGGCUCUGGCGUGGGCUGUUAUGUUGGGCCCACGGGUUGAUUUGCACAAGGAGGCCAAGUUUCCGCAUUUCAAGCCGCAUAAUCCGUUCUUGGUGGGGCUGGGCACGAUUUUGAUUUGGUUUGGGUGGUUUGCGUUUAAUGGUGCUUCGACGGCAAAUAUCUCCAUUCGAUCCGUUUAUAUCGCUUGCAACACCAAUCUCGCGGCGUGUGGUGGCGGUAUGGCUUGGGUGUUGUUGGAGUACGCCUCCACUCGCAAGUUCUCCAUUAUUGGAUUCUGCUCCGGGAUCAUUGCUGGUCUCGUUGGUAUCACACCGGCUUGUGGAUACGUGCGUAUUCAGACUGCGGCACUAAUCGGAGCUCUCACCUCCUGCGGAUCUUUCUUCACCGUCAAGUAUAAGUACCUUCUCCGUAUUGACGAGGGUCUGGAUAUCUUCGCCAUCCACGGCGUCGGUGGCUACAUCGGCGAUAUUCUCACCGGUUUCUUCGCAGCUCCGUACAUCCCGGCCAUGGACGGUGUAAGCAACACCUAUGAAGGCGGAUGGUGGGCCAAAAACUGGAAGCAAAUGGUCUAUCAACUUGCUGCUGCAACAUUCUGUGCUGCAUGGUCUUUUGUCAUCUCCAUCAUCUUGCUCUUCAUCAUUAACAGGAUCCCUGGGUGUCAUAUUAGGGCCGCUGAGGAUGACGAACUCAAGGGCUUGGAUUACAAGUACUUUAGUGAUGCGGAUGGCGAUAUGAUGGUCUUGACGGGCUUCGGUGCUGCAAUCCCUGGCUUUACAACUUCGCAAGUUGUGAGUGGGGCUCGAAGUCACCAGGACGUUCCUGUCGAGCCUGAGAAACGGGAUUGA
This is a messenger RNA of Pyrenophora tritici-repentis Pt-1C-BFP, 1437 nucleotides long. The record is from RefSeq and is a predicted model, not a curated record. Lineage: Eukaryota; Fungi; Ascomycota; Dothideomycetes; Pleosporales; Pleosporaceae.